UAUAUAUAUAUAUAUAUAUAUAUAUUUUGGUUACACCGCACACGUAAUUAUUACAUUGAUUCUUUCAUCCACACGCAAAACUUAUGCAUUUUAUCAGUACUUCAAAAUAAUUUUAAAUAAAUUCGCAAAGCCCUUUAUAUAAAGCACCCUUUCUCACAAUUUUCACACACACACACACACAAACAUUUCUAAAAUUCCAAUUAACCGCAGCUUACAUUUGGUUCUUCUUUCAAACUCAACAUGGGAAAUUUGGUGUCAUGCAGUAAUCUUCCAGCUCCCCUGAUGAAAGCCGCCAAGGCCGCCAGGGUAAUCCUCCCCAGCGGCGAAGUACGGCAGUUCCGGCAGCCAGUGAAGGCGGCGGAGCUCAUGCUGGAAUCACCCAACAGCUUCUUGGUCAACUCCAGCUCUUUAAAAAUGGGGAGGAGAUUCUCAGCCCUUUCCGCCGACGAAGACUUGGAGUUCGGGAAUGUUUACAUUAUGUUCCCGAUGAGGAGGGUGAAUUCCGUCGUCACCGCCGCCGACAUGGCGGUGGUCCUGAUGGCGGCGAACACGGCUUCGCGGCGGAUCGCUGGUGGGAAGGUGAAGCCGGAGGUGGUGGUGGCUUUAGCGCCGGCGGCGGCGGCGGCGGAGGAGGAGGCGGAAGACGGUGGUGAUCGGAAUAAUAACGAACGGUCGAGAUUGAAUUCGGGUCACGAGAUUGAAGGGUUCCAGGAUAUGGAAUACAGAUUCAGGUUGUCAUCAUGCAAAUCGAGGAAGCCUUUGUUGGAUACAAUCACGGAGGAGCCGAUCUUUUCCAGAUAAAUUGAAAUUUUUUUUUUAAAACUGUAAAUACAUCAUAUUUGAACGUGUUGAUCGGUAGAAUUAAUAUCUGUAUUUUCUUUUUAUUUCUUUUUCUUUUCUUUUUCUAGAUAUAUUAAUCAACUAGUAGUGUUUUUUUUUUUUUGAAUUUGUUUUUCUGUUUUUGUUAUCUUUUGGUUGGGUACAUAUUGAGGAGC
This is a messenger RNA of Oldenlandia corymbosa var. corymbosa, 995 nucleotides long. NCBI's taxonomy places the organism in Eukaryota, Viridiplantae, Streptophyta, Magnoliopsida, Gentianales, Rubiaceae. The record is from the annotation of a GenBank genome assembly.